Messenger RNA from Hibiscus syriacus, 1655 nucleotides. Its product is annotated as 7-ethoxycoumarin O-deethylase-like. The record is from RefSeq and is a predicted model, not a curated record. The transcript is spliced from 2 exons. Bases 66 to 1652 code for a protein of 528 amino acids. Gene Ontology annotation, molecular function: monooxygenase activity; iron ion binding; oxidoreductase activity, acting on paired donors, with incorporation or reduction of molecular oxygen. NCBI's taxonomy places the organism in Eukaryota, Viridiplantae, Streptophyta, Magnoliopsida, Malvales, Malvaceae.
CAAAUAUAUUGUGUACAUACUGUCCACCACAUUACAUCUGCCUAGUUAUCCCUCUAUCCCCAACCAUGACUCUCAUCUCAAGUUCUCUCCAUUUUAACAACUCUUACUCAAAAAUAUGGUCAUGGUUCAGCAAGGAAACCCUCCGAACUGAUGAUUUCGCGAGCCUAUUUUUCGCUGUUGUUGGUGUUUUUGUAAUUUUCCGGUAUUCAAUGAUGUUCAUCAAGUCCAAGAACGCAAAGCCACAAUCACCACCGGGACCUCGAGGCCUCCCUAUAGUGGGAAACCUUCCUUUCCUUGAACAAGACCUUCACACUUACUUCACCAAACUAGCUUGUACCUACGGAGCGGUUGUGAAACUCCAACUCGGAAGCAAGAUCGGUAUCGUGGUCUCCUCCCCAUCGACGGCCCGAGAAGUACUUAAAGACCAAGACAUCACAUUCGCCAACCGGGUUGUGCCAGUGGUUGGCCUGUUAGCAAAUGGGGGUCAUAACAUAGUUUCCAGCCCCUACGGCCCUCAAUGGAGGAUGUUAAGAAAGGUAUGUGUACUCAAAAUGCUUAGCAAUGCUACUUUGGACAAGAUGUAUUCGCUUCGCCGAAGAGAAACACGAAAAACCGUGGAUUAUUUAUAUGCUAACGCUGGAGCGCCAGUAAAUCUCGGUGAGCAAGUGUUUCUAACGAUAUUUAAUGUGGUGACCAAUAUGAUAUGGGGAAGCACGGUUGAGGGGGAAGCCGGGGCCAACAUCGGUGCAGAGUUCAAGCAAGUGAUGUCAGUAAUAACAGAGAUUUUGGGCCUGCCUAAUAUUUCGGAUUUUUUCCCAGUCCUUGCCCCUCUUGAUUUGCAAGGUCGAUGGAAACGUAUGUCGAAACCAAUGGAGAAGUUGAAUGGAAUAAUUGAUAAUAUGAUUGAUCAACGGCUGAAUGUGGUGAAGGAAAGUGGGGACUUUUUGCAGUUUCUCUUACAGUUGAAGAAUGAUAAUGAUCCCAAGACACCUCUCACCAUGGAUAAUAUCAAAGCUUUGAUCAUUGAUAUGAUAGUAGGAGGAACGGAUACAUCCUCCAGUUCAAUUGAGUUCACAUUGGCUGAAGUCAUCAACAAUCCACAAGUAAUGAGAAAAGCACAGAAAGAACUAGAUGAAGUAGUUGGCAAAGACAACAUUGUGGAAGAAUCUCACAUUUAUAAAUUACCCUACGUGCUUGCAAUUAUGAAAGAGUCGUUGCGUUUGCAUCCGGUUCUUCCUCUCCUAGUCCCCCACAGCCCCGCCGAGGCCUGCACCCUCAGCGGCUACGCUAUCCCGAAAGGUUGUCGGGUGUUCAUCAAUGCCUGGGGAAUUCAUAGGGAUCCUUGCAUAUGGGAAAAUCCUUUGGUGUUCAACCCCGACCGGUUUCUGAAUAGCCAAUGGGAUUUCAAUGGGAAUGACUUCAGUUAUUUUCCUUUCGGGUCCGGCAGAAGAAUGUGUGCUGGGACAGCAAUGGCUGAACGGAUGGUGUUGUACUCCAUUGCCACACUUUUGCAUUCUUUUGAUUGGAAGGUGCCGGAGGAGGAUGACAAGUUAGAUCUUUCGGAGAGGUUUGGGAUUGUCCUCAAGUUGAAGAAUCCACUCAUUGCAGUUCCAGUACCAAGGUUAUCAAACCCAGCUCUCUACCAAUUUUAGAUG